Messenger RNA from Colletotrichum paranaense, 2109 nucleotides. RefSeq names its product DNA repair protein. Gene Ontology annotation, molecular function: single-stranded DNA endonuclease activity; manganese ion binding; 3'-5'-DNA exonuclease activity. The record is from RefSeq and is a predicted model, not a curated record. The coding region runs from base 1 to 2109 and encodes 702 amino acids. The transcript is spliced from 4 exons. Gene Ontology annotation, biological process: double-strand break repair via nonhomologous end joining; mitochondrial double-strand break repair via homologous recombination; mitotic G2 DNA damage checkpoint signaling. Lineage: Eukaryota; Fungi; Ascomycota; Sordariomycetes; Glomerellales; Glomerellaceae. Gene Ontology annotation, cellular component: site of double-strand break; nucleus; Mre11 complex.
AUGCCCGACUUUACAGAAGCGGACACUAUCCGCAUCUUGGUUGCGACAGACAACCAUGUCGGCUACGAGGAGCGAGACCCGAUUCGCAAGGACGAUAGCUGGAAAACGUUCGACGAGAUUCUGAACCUCGCCAAGAGCCAAGAUGUCGACAUGGUGUUAUUAGGCGGCGACCUCUUUCACGAUAAUAAGCCCUCCCGAAAGUCCAUGUAUCAGGUCAUGCGCAGUCUUCGCAAGAACUGCUUAGGCAUGAAGCCCUGCGAGCUCGAGUUCCUAAGCGAUGCAAACGAAGUCUUUGAGGGUGCCUUCCCUCACGUCAACUACGAAGACCCCGACAUCAACAUCUCCAUACCCGUCUUUUCGAUCCACGGCAACCACGAUGAUCCCAGCGGCGAGGGCCACUUCUGUUCCCUGGACCUGCUCCAGGUUGCUGGGCUGGUCAACUACUUUGGUCGCAUUGCCGAGGCCGACAACAUUGAAGCCAAGCCGGUAUUACUACAAAAGGGUCAGACCAAGCUUGCGCUAUUCGGCUUGAGCAAUGUUCGUGAUGAGCGCAUGUUCCGAACAUUCAGGGACCACAAGGUCAAGUGGUUCCGCCCAGGUGUCCAGCAGUCAGACUGGUUCAACCUGCUCACUGUACAUCAGAACCACCACGCACAUACUGCAACAUCCUAUCUUCCCGAAAAUGUGCUACCCGACUGGAUGGAUCUUGUAGUCUGGGGCCAUGAGCACGAGUGCUUGAUUGACCCUCAGCAGAACCCGGAGACCGGCUUCCACGUCAUGCAACCCGGUUCCUCGGUAGCGACAUCUCUGGUCCCUGGUGAGGCGGUGCCAAAGCACGUGGCGAUUUUGAACGUCACAGGCAGAGAGUUCAAGGUUGAGAAAUUACCAUUGAAGACCGUACGCCCAUUCAUUACGAAAGAGAUCCAAUUAUCGACCGAUGCGCGGUUUAAGGGGCUGCACACGAAGAAGGAAAACAGGCAGGAGUUAACCAAGAGACUGAUGGUAGUUGUAGACGAGAUGAUUCAAGAGGCGAAUGAGGAGUGGUUCGCUGUCCAGGAGAACGACGACGAGGAACCUCCACUGCCCUUGAUUCGCCUCAAAGUGGAGUAUACAGCUCCGGAGGGUGGUCAGUACGACUGCGAGAAUCCCCAGCGAUUUUCAAAUAGGUUCAUCGGCAAGGUGGCAAACACCAAUGAUGUCGUGUACUUCCACCGCAAGAAGGCUGGUGCCACAAGACGAACGAAUGACACGGACAUUCCCGAGGCUCUCGAAGAAACACUAGGUCUAGACACUAUCAAAGUGGAGGCCCUCGUACAGGAGUUCCUCGCAGCCCAGUCUCUGAAGAUCCUGCCAACGGCACCCUUCGGCGAUGCCGUCAACCAGUUCGUCAACAAGGACGACAAGCACGCGAUGGAGGAGUUCGUUAGCGAAUCUUUGGCCGGCCAGGUGAAGCAAAUGCUUAACCUUGACUCCGAUGAGGAUGACUUGGAUAUUGCAAUGGAGGCGUAUCGGGCGAAGCUCGAAGAGGCUUUCUCCAAGGGAGCCCUGAAGAAGACUUCCAGGCGUACUGUCAAACCGAAGCCAGACGAGUGGGACUCCGACCUUGAUGGGCACUGGGAGGAUCAGCCUGGAGUGGUUGAGACCGAGGCUGUCGCUCAGCCUACAGCCAAGUCACGAAGGACUGCUACCCAGGAUGAUGAGGAUGACCUGAUGGACGAGGACGAACCCCCCGCCCGUCAAGCACCUGCAAAGAAAGCAACAGCCACUCGAGCUACGAAAGCUGCCCCAGCGAAGAAAGCCCCAGCCAAGAAAGCUCCAGCCAAGAAGCCGCCCGCGCGAGGUCGCAAGAAGCCCGUCUUUGAGGAAGAAUCCGAGGAAGAGGACGUGGUGAUGGAUGACGACUUUGAAGAGCCGCCACCGCCGCCACCGACUACUCGGGGCAAGCGAUCUCAGCCUGCACGUGCGGCUCCGAAGACUACCCGGCAGACUAAGCUCAACUUCUCGCAGGCUACCGCCUCUCAAGCCGCUGUCGAGAUCAGCGAUGAUGAGAUUUCGGACGAGGAUGCGUUCGAGCCGGCGCCGGCCACCACGCGUAGCAGACGGAGAUAG